AAAGUAGCCGACGGCCAAGGCCCUGAUCUCCCCUCUCCCGCAGUUUUCAUAUAUAAUACAUCAUCCUCCAAGGUUUGUCAACUUUCCCCUCUUCGCUUCUGUCUCAAUUCCACUUGGCGUCAAUCGCCUCCUACCCAUGUCUCACAGACACAUCCAACGUCAGUCUGACAGAGACGUCCGCAUGCACGACCCACAUCCUCAUGCUAUCCUCACACAUCCACCUCACCAACCUGCACCUCAUCUAAAUGGCAAUGCAACAGCCUUGCCUACUACACCAGCUCUUUCAAAUGGUUCAAGCCAUGCACAUACAGCAUCCAAUCAGAUCGUAUCGCCUGUCGUAGUACCCAACGCCCCCGCCUCGAACGGCGUUGCUCCCCCUCCAUCAAGCGUCAUUCACAAAUUGGCAGUGGCCAACGAACAAACGUGGCUUUUGAUCGGGCGUGUCGCGGAGCAGAUGGGCGACCUUGAACAUGCGAUCACAGCAUAUGAAAACGCUCUACGGCAUAACCCGAUGUCCCUGUCAGGACUUACACAAGUUGCGGGAAUCGCGCGGAUUAAGGAAAAUUAUCCAAAGGCCGUAGAGUAUUUCCAACGCGUUCUUCAAUUACAAGAAGACAACGGCGAAGUAUGGAGCGCGCUCGGCCAUUGUUAUCUCAUGCAGGAUGAUCUGCAGAAGGCUUACUCCGCUUAUCAGCAGGCCUUGUACCUCCUCCCUAACCCAAAGGAGGAUCCAAAGUUGUGGUACGGUAUCGGUAUACUAUAUGACCGGUACGGAUCCUUGGACCACGCCGAAGAGGCCUUCGCUUCGGUCCUCAAGAUGGACAAAGAAUUAGAUUUUGACAAGGCAAAUGAGAUUCUUUUCCGUCUCGGCAUAAUCUACAAGCAGCAGGGCAAAUAUGAUGAUUCACUCAGCUGCUUCGAUCGUAUCCUCCGUAAUCCUCCAAGCCCUCUCGCCCAUGCGGACAUCUGGUUCCAGAUUGGACAUGUCUACGAACAACAGAAAGACCAUGUCCGCGCAAAGGACGCAUAUGAACGUGUUGUUGCUGAUAACCCUGGCCACGCAAAAGUUCUUCAACAAUUAGGGUGGCUGUAUCACCAAGAUGGUUCUUCUUUCCAGAACCAAGAACUUGCCAUUCAGUACCUGACAAAGAGCCUGGAAGCUGACCCUUCAGACGCUCAAAGCUGGUAUCUUCUUGGCCGUGCUUACAUGGCUGGCCAGAAGUACAAUAAAGCAUAUGAAGCCUACCAGCAGGCGGUUUACCGCGACGGCCGUAACCCCACCUUCUGGUGUUCAAUUGGUGUCCUUUACUUCCAAAUCAACCAAUUUCGUGACGCUCUUGAUGCAUACUCGCGUGCCAUCCGCAUCAAUCCUUAUAUCUCUGAGGUCUGGUUUGACUUGGGCAGCCUUUACGAGAGUUGCAACAACCAAAUCUCAGAUGCCAUCGAUGCUUAUGCUCGCGCAAGCGAACUUGACCCUGGCAACCACGUCAUUUCGCAGCGUCUCCAGCUCCUUAAGAAUGCGCAAGCCACUGGUGGUCAGCUGCCUGCUGCACCAGGCCCUCAGGAUGUGCACCCAACUGCUUAUGCCAGUGCCGUCGUUCCUCCUCCAGGACUCACCGGUCCUCCUCUCCUGCUGCAAUCAACGUCGACCCGCCCCCCAAUCUUCCGGCCUCAGUCAAGUGGCCCGCCUAGUGGUGACAACCUUCAUUUGCCUCCUCCUGCACCUGCUCCCGCCUCUAGGUCAUCACCUGGUCCGUUCCGGGGUGGUCCCCCACCGCCUGUAGUGUUGGACGAGAGUCGUCACAUGCCUUCACACACACCUCUCGCGCCCAUGGAUGUUGAUCGUCCACCUCAUCCUCGUGACUACCCUAGUUCAUCGCGCGAGGGCCCAAGUCGCGGGCCAACUGGCCACCAAACCCUCCUCCUUCACCACCCUGUUCCACAGCAGCAAGUGCAAACGGAGGAGCUUCGUAACUCUGCCGUUCACGGGCCUGGUCAAUACAAUGACCACUUCCCUGGCCGUCCACUCAGGGUCCCUUCGACGUCCGCUUCGCCACCGCCACCACACAAUUCACGAGUCCGAUCCCCAGGUCCUGGGUACCCAAACUAUCCUCCAUCAAGCAGACAACCUGUGGGACCUGCCCAGCCCAACCUGGCUCAACGAUCGCCGCCUAAUUACCCUCGUGAGGCACCUCGCCCAGAGCAUGACAUGGCGUGGGACCGCCGUGGGCCACCCCCUGAACACCAUCGAGAAUGGGAGCGUGAACGGGAGCGUCGAGGACGCCCUGAGUACCCCUCACAUCCUUCGCAGCAACCUUAUUACCCCUCACGCUCUCCCGGCCCUCGUGGACACAGCCCAAUGGAAACGUCUCCUCGCUCUGCACAUCCAUCCGCACAUCCUUCUCGUGCAUAUUGGGACUCCAAGCCCCCUGGUGGCCCUCCUCACCCUCGCUCACCUCCACCACCAGGUCCUCCUGAGGGUGGGCACUGGCGAUACGACCCUGCACGCGAUCAGGAAAGAGACGCUCGGGAUUAUGAACGGGAGCGGGAACGUCAGCUGCAUGAGCAACGCAGGCAAUCGAUGGGUUUCGCUGGUUCUCCAGAAGGCAUUCCCCAUCCGCUUCCCCACCACAUGGGGGGCAACUCGCGCCCCUCUGAGAGCCCACGACCUACUCCUGCCCCUGAUGCGCGCGACCGCAAACGAAAGCAAACGAAGGAUAGCAAGGAUUCGGACACGCAGAGCAUCGCUGGUACUGGGGUCAUUGGCGAGGCACCGAAGAAGGAGAAGAAGCGAAGGCAGCGGCGCCCCAAGGAUGAGUCUGGUCGGUCAGAUUCUAAUGGAGUUCCUUCGAACAUGCCUGCUACAUUCAAAAUCGGCUCUUUCUCUGCAAAAGAGGGUCCUGAGACAUCUUCCUCUGGAAGUAGGUCGUUGCAGCCUUCGCCUACAAGCGCAACGCCUCGUCCACCUUCACGUGUUGUAGAUGAUGACUAUGAUGAAGGCAUAGACACGCUUCUUCAAUUUUCGCAACACCCCACCGACCGUGGAUCUGUCUCUUCUUCCUCGCGCAGCCGUCCUUCACCUCCUGAAGUUUCAGGCUCCCUUAAGCGUCCUCUUAGCCCGGUCGCGGAUGAGAUGGACACGAAGCGAUCUCGUGUGGAUGGUGGUGGCAAGCGCAGCGUGUCAUCUCCAUCAGGUGGACGACGCACUCCCAUACCUUCGUCGCGACCAUCACCUAUACCCUUCCGUACCCAACCCUCGCAUUCCCCCGAGUCGCGUCAUACUGAGUCUCACUACGCUACUAGCCCACCCCAGCUAGCUGUGGUGCUUCCACCUCAUCCCCGCCCCAUUGGCCAUGCAUCGCACACUGGUCCAUCUGCCCCUAUCGCACUUCCUCCCAUUGCCACACUGUCCCCUGCAUCAAGCGUCCCUUCCCCAUCCGAUGACCGGAUGAUUCUCGACUCCCACCGUUCCCAGACUCCUCCAUCGCGAGGAAAACUUUCCGAGGUCAUGAACCCAGCAGCAGGCUCCCCACCAAUGAAGCCAACCACAUCUCCCGCUCGCUCGCAAGAAAGAACUGCGCCUUCCCCUCCUUAAUGCCGGUCAACUAUCCCUAUGUUUUUGUAUGCGCCUUGCUAUUUAGGCUUGAAGCUUGACCCUUGUUAUGAUGGCAUUGACGAAGCAGCUAUGCAGUAUCGCAUAAUACAGAUAAUUAUCCACACACUCGCAUGUAAAAGAUACUUUGAACACACUUGUCAGACAGUCUGUAGAGUUGCAAAUACCCCAUAUUUUGUGCAUUGCACGAUGUCGUGGGAACUUUUUUGAUGC
This is a messenger RNA of Suillus clintonianus, 3826 nucleotides long. RefSeq names its product TPR-like protein. The record is from RefSeq and is a predicted model, not a curated record. Gene Ontology annotation, molecular function: protein binding; RNA polymerase II cis-regulatory region sequence-specific DNA binding; chromatin DNA binding. The transcript is spliced from 8 exons. Gene Ontology annotation, biological process: regulation of gene expression. NCBI's taxonomy places the organism in Eukaryota, Fungi, Basidiomycota, Agaricomycetes, Boletales, Suillaceae. The coding region runs from base 137 to 3595 and encodes 1152 amino acids.